Messenger RNA from Solea solea (common sole), 7010 nucleotides. RefSeq names its product diaphanous-related formin 2 (gene diaph2). The coding region runs from base 420 to 3806 and encodes 1128 amino acids. Lineage: Eukaryota; Metazoa; Chordata; Actinopteri; Pleuronectiformes; Soleidae. The record is from RefSeq and is a predicted model, not a curated record. Gene Ontology annotation, cellular component: cytoplasm; actin filament. Gene Ontology annotation, biological process: actin filament polymerization; actin cytoskeleton organization. The transcript has 30 exons. Gene Ontology annotation, molecular function: microtubule binding; small GTPase binding; actin binding.
CUCCGACCAAUAGCGGCUGAAAAAUCCAGCCCUCACGUAUCUAACGGACCAAUCAGAGCUGUAGUAGGCGGGACUACCGUGGGCCUGGCGUUCCGGUUUGGUUGCAGAGGAAAACGUCCCUCCGCGGAGUGAAGUGGCUCUGAGCUGAGUUCAGGGCACUUCAGGACGGAUACCACAUCCUACCACACCUCUGCUUCGAGCUGCCUCUUCGACUGUUGGAUACCAGCGGGAACUAUUUGGGAGCAGCCUGAAUUUUUACUUGAUAAUAAUCUUUCAAACGGAAUGGAUUUAGAGAAGACCUAAUCAGGAUUUGGUUUGCUGUGUGCGUUGUUGUUAAAAGCGUUGCUGGUGGAGUUUGCCAACUUUUUGAGGAGGUCACGUUGAAUCUUUCGGGAAGAGGGAACUAACUUGACGCUGAAAUGGAUCAAGCCAGCGGCGGGGAGGACCCGAACAAACCAUCUAAAAAGAAAUCCAGCGAGGAUGAUAGUAAAAACAAAAAGCUGAAUAUACAUAUAAAAACAUUGGCUGAUGAUAUGCGUGAUCGUAUCACCAGUUUCAGGAAAGCCGGGAUGAAGAAGGAGAAGCCGUUUAUCCAGCACCCAACAGAUCCCUUCACUGCCCAGGCUGAACUUCCUGUCCCUCAGCCACUCUUCGACGACCGCUCCAUGAAUCUCUCCGAAAAGGAGAUCAUUGACCUCUUUGAGAAGAUGAUGGAGGACAUGAACCUGAACGAGGACCGCAAAGCCCCUCUGCGUGGAAAAGACUUGAGCACCAAACGCGAGAUGGUCGUCCAGUACAUCUCAGCCACUGCCAAAUCUAUAACUGGGAGCAAAGUUGCGGGUGGACUGAGGAAUAGCAAGCACGAGUGUACCCUUUCAUCGCAAGAAUACGUCCAUGAGUUGCGUUCUGGCAUCACGGAGGAAAAACUGCUCAACUGCCUGGAGUCCCUUAGAGUGUCUCUCACGAGUAAUCCUGUCAGUUGGGUUAAUAACUUCGGUCAUGAGGGUCUCGGUCUUCUUCUGGAUGCUUUGGAGAAGCUGCUGGACAAGAAACAGCAAGAGAACAUUGACAAAAGGAACCAGCAUAAACUCAUCCAGUGCUUGAAGGCUUUUAUGAACAAUAAGUAUGGAUUGCAAAGGAUCCUGGGUGAUGAGCGCAGCCUGUUGCUGCUGGCACGAGCAAUUGACCCCAAACAGACCAGCAUGAUGACAGAGAUUGUGAAAAUUCUAUCCGCCUUCUGUAUUAUUGGAGAGGAGAACAUCCUGGAUAAGAUUCUAGCUGCCAUGACAAUUGCUGCAGAGAGGAACAAUAAAGAGAGAUUUGCUCCAAUUGUUGAAGGACUGGAGAACCACGAAGCCCAGCAGCUCCAGGUCGCUUGCAUGCAGCUGAUCAACGCUUUAGUCACCUCCCCCGAUGAUCUCGACUUCCGGAUACAUCUACGGAACGAGUUCUUGCGAUGUGGCCUCAAAAAGACCCUGCCUGAGCUGAAAGAGACAGAGGAGCUGGACAUCCAGCUGAAGGUGUUCAAUGAGAACAAGGAGGAGGACUCGAUUGAACUCUCUCACCGCCUGGAUGACAUCCGCGCCGAGAUGGACGAUAUGAAUGAAGUGUACCAUCUCCUGUCCAAUAUGGUGAAAGACACUGGCUCCGAGACGUACUUCCUGUCCAUCCUUCAGCACCUAUUGCUCAUCAGGAAUGACUAUUACAUCAGGCCGCAGUACUACAAGGUGAUAGAAGAGUGCGUGUCUCAGGUGGUCUUGCAUCGCAGUGGGAUGGAUCCUGACUUUGGCUACAGUAAAAGACUAGACGUGGACUUCACCCAUCUGAUUGAUCAGUGCGUGGAUAAAUCCAAAGUUGAGGAGAGCGAGGAGAAAGCCGCAGAGUACUCCAAAAAGUUUGAUGAGGAGUUCAGCGCUCGGCAGGAGGCCCAGGCUGAGUCUCAGAAGAAGGACGAGAGAAUCAAAGAGUUGGAGGGGAAGAUCCAGGCCCUGGAGUCUCAGAUUGCAGCAGGUCCACCUGCGUCGGGAGCACCGAACGGGCCACCCCUGCCAGGAGGUUCAGCGGCUCCGCCUCCACCUCCGCCUCCUCCUCCCCCACCCCCACCCGGUGGUGGUCCUCCUCCACCUCCUCCCCCCCCUCCUCUCCCUGGCCAUGCUUGCAUUCCACCACCUCCACCGCCACCUCUUCCAGGCGGAGGACCGCCGCCUCCUCCACCACCGCCAGGUUGUGGGCCCCCACCUCCUCCUCCGUUCUUCGGGGGCCCAGGUGGGCCUCCGCCACCUCCAGCAUUACCUGUUGUCAAGCUGCCUUAUGGGCUGGAGCCCAAGAAGACCUAUAAGCCCGACACUGUGAUGAAGCGGGUCAACUGGUCCAAGAUAGUGCCUCAGGAAAUGUCAGAGAAUUGCUUCUGGAUCAAAGUCAAAGAAGAGAAGUUUGAGAAUCCUGACCUAUUUGCUGAGCUCUCCGUCUGCUUCUCCUCGCAGAGCAAAGUAAAGAGAGACGUGAAAGAUGACCCCGAAGACAAAGUACCACAGUUCAAGAAAAAGGCAAAAGAGCUGCGCAUCUUGGAUCCUAAGACGGCACAGAAUCUCUCAAUUUUCUUGGGCUCGUUCCGCCUGCCUUAUGAAGAGAUCCGAGACAUUGUGCUGGAGGUGGACGAGGAAAGACUGAGCGAGUCACUCAUCCAGAACCUGAUAAAGAACCUGCCAGAGCAGAAACAGCUGAACGCACUCGCGGAACUAAAGGGUGAAUAUGAAGAGCUGGUCGAGUCGGAGCAGUUUGGCAUCGUGAUGAGUUCAGUGAAGCUCCUCCGAUCACGUCUCAAUGGCAUUUUGUUCAAGCUGACGUUUGAGGAGCAGGUGAACAACAUCCGGCCGGACAUCAUGAACGUGACGUUCGCUUGUGAGGAGGUGAAGAAGAGCGAGAGCUUCAGCAGAUUCCUGGAGUUGGUGUUGCUGGUCGGCAAUUACAUGAAUGCCGGUUCAAGGAAUGCCCAGACAUUUGGUUUCAACCUGGGUUUCCUCGUCAAGUUGCGAGACACUAAAUCCAUCAGUCAUAGUACAACGCUUCUCCAUUUCCUGGCUGAGAAGUGUGAAGAGUGUCACCCAACGGUGUUAAGUUUUCCAGAUGAACUGGAACAUGUGGAGGAUGCAAGCAAAGUAUCAGCUGAAAUCUUAAAAAGCAGUUUGUCAACCAUGGAACGUCACAUCCAGAGGCUUGAGAAUGACAUCGAGAACUUCCCCAAGAGAGAUGACCCGCACGAUAAGUUUGUCGAAAAGCUGUCGGGCUUCUGCAAGCAUGCCCGGGAGCAGUAUGAGAAACUUUCCACCAUGCAUAAGAACAUGCAGAAGCUCUACGAGAGCAUAGGCAGCUUCUUUGCCUUUGACCCCCACUCGGUGAGCCUGGAGGAUUUCUUUGGAGAGCUGGCCAACUUCCGCAUGCUUUUCAUGGAAGCGGUGAAGGAAAACCACAAGAAGAGAGAGAUGGAGGAGAAGAUCAAGAGAGCCAAGCUGGCGAAGGAGAAAGCAGAGCGCGAGAAGCAGGAGCGCCAGCAGAAGAAGAAGCAGCUGAUUGACAUGAACAAAGAGGGGGAUGAAACCGGUGUGAUGGAUAGCCUAAUGGAAGCUCUACAGUCCGGAGCAGCCUUCCGCGAUCGGCGAAAACGGACUCCGCGCAAUGGUGAUCAAAGCCCUUCCAGUCCAUCCUCUCGGUGGCCAGGUGCUGCCUAUGGUAACCGAACCCUAGACCGCCGCGCAGUCCUGGAAAGGUCUCGCUCACGCCACAACGCAAAUUACCAAGCUCGAUGAUCACCCGCGCCUACCACAGGACGCUAGAUAAGUGCCAAAGAGGCCUGCGAGGUGGAGACCCAGAAGACAUCUGAGGGAGGAACAGACCACCCCUCACUGUGGCACACACACACACACACACACACACACAUUCAUACGUACACUUGCAGCACCAAGGGACAUAAAAAGCCUAAAUGAAGCAUAGAACUGAAGGAUCUACAGUCUAUCACAUAGACAUUCUGUGAAAAGGCCAUAAAUCUGAUUCCCUCACUGAAAAUGUUCAUGACCUAAAAGGGUUUGAUUCAUAAAUGAGAACAAUGUCACACCGCGAGUGACACACAGGUAUUUUUCAAGUCAGCACGUGAAAGAGUCCACAAACCACGCAAGAGGUUCCCACGGGUUUGACAAUGCCCGGAUAUUGCAACAUUUUUAAUAUUAACAUAUUCCAAUCUGUGUAUUAUCUUCUUUUCUUUUUUUUUUUUGUUUAAUAUGAAAGCUUUAAAAAGCAAUCCACAAACUAUCUUUAUGAAAACUUUUUUUUUGUGCUCCACGUCGAAUUUUCACAGCAGAUUUUCAAUAUUUUCCAUCCCCCUUGAGGGUUUUUCAGAACAAUACUAAAAUAAGCUUCAUAGGGGAAAAUGAAACCUUUUUUUUUUUUUUUUUUCAAUAAGAUAUAAUCUCCACAAAGAAACAUGUUUGCGAGACCGCUGUUUCAUCUACUGGAUUAUCAGUGUUUGGUACAUUCAUCUUAAAAUGUGGAAUAACUUCCGUGGAUCCAUAGGCAUUCAAUUUAUUAAUUAUUUCAAAACCCUUUGGGGGAGGAAAAAGCACUGAAAAUCUACCCGGAGACAAACACUAAAGCUUUUCUGUUAACUGGUGGGACAUUUCACAGUGGCUCUCACAAACAUCUUCCACCUGAUGACACAAUGUUCGGGCAUUUGUGAAACAAAUAAGUUGAAAUUGGGCUUUAAGGAUUUUGUUCCUCUGUCACGAUUUCCUCACACGAGCUAUUUAUUCAUAUAUUCAUGCUGAGGGGCGGCCCUGUCCCCUUACUGCCCUUAACUGUAAGCAGAUGCUACUAAAAAAAAAGAGCCGGCGAAUCCACAAGGAGAGAAAUCGACUGAGGAGGGGCGAGGGGGGAGGGGGGGGCGACAGCGGACAAAAUGAUCCUUGUCUCAACAAGUGAGUCUCCAAACGCCCUCCAAUUCUCUCGCACUAAUGGCGUAAGUGACCCUUUUACCAUAACACACGUUACUUUUAGUGCUACCAUAACUCUGCUUCAGGCUUUGUGUGCGCGUGUGUGUGUGUAAUCGGAACAGGAGCUUCAGAAUAAGAAACAGGAUUAAAAUCUGCCAGUGCUGCUUGUGAUGUGUGUGAGUUUCACGACCCCCGCCACCCCUUUCCUCAGCGCGCAUGCUUCUGAAAAAAUAAAAAUAAAAAAAAAAUGCAAUUUUGCUCAUCUCGACUCAAGGUGCAUACACAAUGCUCGGAGAAAUCUGCAUGUUUAAGAGGACAAUAUUGCUCGGGAUAGAAGGUGCGAGCAGUUGCAGAGAAUGAGGAUUCUGCACAGAUACACGGUGACGUACACAGCAGACACAGAUGUCCUUCUUCCAGUCACCCUUUGUCCUCUGUGUCAACGCGCCUGUACGCCCUUCGAGUAUUCAGUUUUAUAUCAGUUCUCAGUGGACACCAGUGACUCUGGUGAUAUUUGGUGUUUUUGCCAUGUUAUGACUUGGAUAUUGUGCCACAGUGGCCAGUGGCUUAACAACUGCAGGUGUUUCUUUCAAUGUUUAAACAACUUAAGAUUUGUUUAUUUUAUAACCCCCACAUGUGCCACUUGUGUUCUUUGUUUUUGUUUUGUUUGUUUUAGGGAAAACACCACGCCAUGACAGGAAAAUCCAUGUUUUAUUCUGGAUAUUAAAGGGAGUACAUGGUGCUCUAAAACAACAACAAUAAUAAUAAUAAUAACAAUGAUUAAAAAAAAAAAAAAAAAUGUUGUACAGACAAAACAAACUUUAUUUAAUUUUAGGCCUCGUUUCAUAAUCAUCUUAACAGUGUUGUGAUUAUAAAAUGAUAAAAAAUGUCCUGUGGUUGUUUUUUUCCAUCUAAAACACUCAAACAUCUUUUGUAAGGUGUAAUUUAUUUUUUAAAGUUUUAAAUAUGACGUGUAAUUACUACAUUUUAGAAGAAAUAAGGAAUUAGCCAUUGUAGAAGUUUGUGCAUUUUUGCCACAGCAGCAUCAACCAUUUAUUUUUUUUUAUUUGUUUUCUGAUUAGUGCAACAUGAAAAUGGAUAAUGUUGGUUUUGCCAUUCUAUAGACAAAAUGGCCGGGGACCAGAAGCUGAAUAUGUAUUAUUACCUGUUUUCUUAUGAUAAGCAGCUAUAGCUCAGUAAAUGUCAACUUAAAGAGAAACUUCUACAAUGACGACAUUCAUCCUCAGCCAUGUAAGUGAUUGUUAUGUUUUUCCCCGUCGUCUUUUUAGGAAAAAUCAGAAAUGUGUGUUUUUAUAGGAAAUAGCAGGUGAGUUUAGUGUCGGCCCCCCCCCCUCCGUUUGUGCCUGGGCCGAGCAUCCCCUAUUUGUGUCGUAGCUUGUGACUAACAACCCGAGGUUAGGACUUGUGUGCUCAUGGUGAUUGUAAUACUGUGGAGGCAGGGUUAUGUAAUACAUUAAAAAAGAAGAAGAAGAAGAAGAAGAAUUAUCAAAAACUGUAAAGGUGCUAUUUUGUUUGUGACUGGCGGCGAGCGCCUCCGAAUCCAACUAACACACGCUGAAUGUGCACUUUACCUCACGCGAUAUCCUGCUCAGGCAGAGGAAGAAGAACUGUUUGAGAUGUCUGACAUUGCCACUAACAGAGUGAACUAUUUGCAAAGUAUUGCUUCUGGUAAAUAGUUCCCAGCUGCCACAUAUCCAGUUCUUCCCCAGUUUGUUAGUGCUUGUUAUUGAUUUACGGGAGACAAACUACGGCUGAGUCAACACACGCCGCUCGCUGUUGACCAAACUCUGUCCGACCGUGACGUGGAAGCUGCCGUGUCCCUUGCCUACCUUUCCGUGUUUUCAUUGAGUGUGUUUUUCGUGUCUUAAGAAACAUUUAUAUUUGUAACAUUUUUAAGUUUAUUUGUAUCCUUAAGAACAUGACAAGGAAAUGGCAACGCACACUGUUCUUUCAUGGAUUAUGAUACUAAAUAAUAACCCCCAUUUGUGAUAUAAACUUAUUUCUGAAAGA